Molecule: messenger RNA, 1050 nt
Organism: Paramecium primaurelia
Lineage: Eukaryota; Ciliophora; Oligohymenophorea; Peniculida; Parameciidae
Source: the annotation of a GenBank genome assembly
AUGUAAAACUAGGAUUUUGACAUCGAAAGUCUAUCUUAAAACCUUGUAGGGAUUUCAAAUGAAAAUUAAUAGCUAAUAAAGGAUGUAUAAAAUAUUUUGAGAAAUGAAAUUGUGGAUGAAGAUGGAUUGAUUAAGUUGUGCCAAUAAGGAUUCACAAAUUAAACUAGUAGAUUGAGAGGAAUAGUUUGGAGAUUGUUGUUGGGGUAAAUAAUUUACUUGUUGAAGGUAUUUCCCUUUGAAUAGAAAGUAUUGGACUUAAGUGAUCAUUAAAAAUAAAGAUAAUUACAAUAAUAUUAAAAUAGAAAAUAUUAAGAAAGCUCCUCCUCAAAAUAAGAAUGAUCAUCCUCUAUCUAGAAAUACAGAUUCUGAUUGGAAUAAUCAUUUUUAGGAUUAAUAAUUAUGGUCUAAAAUCUAGAAGGAUGUAAUUAGAACAAGAGUGAAAGAAUUGGGAAAAGAGGAUUAUAGAGAAAUGUUAAAUAGGAUUUUAUUUUUGUGUUGUAAAUUAAAUAAAAUGGAUUAUGUCUAAGGAAUGAAUGAAUUUGCUGCAUUAAUGUAAUGCUAAAUAGAUUUAGUCUGUAUAUGUGUAUGAGUGAUCCAAAUGAGAAAUUACAGAAUGAGAGUGAUGCAUUUUACUGUUUUAUGAUAUUGAUGACAAAUUUGAAAAAUAACUUUUAGCUUUAAAAGGAAAAAGUAAGGGCAUUUUAGGAUUUAUUAAAGAAAGUAGAUUGGAAAUUACAUGAUCAUUUAGUAAAUUAAAAGAUGGAUUUUUCUAUCUUAUAUGUAAAAUGGUUUAUGAUUUUGUUUGCGUAAGAUUUUCAUAUAGAUGAUUCUUUACGAAUUUGGGAUUGUUUAUUUUGUUAGAAAAACAAUAGAGAAGAAUUUUUAUAUUGCUUAGCUAUUUCAUUUUUGAUUUAAUUAAGGGAAGAAUUAAUUGUAGGAGAUUUUGGAUAAAUAUUAUUGAUUUUGCAAAAUUUAGAGAAAUAAGAUAUCAAUUUAAGUGAAGUAAUUUAAAGAGCACAUCUCUUAUAGAAAGAACAAAAAAAAUGUUGA